This is a messenger RNA of Coccinella septempunctata (seven-spotted ladybird), 3641 nucleotides long. Its product is annotated as sodium/potassium-transporting ATPase subunit alpha-like. The coding region runs from base 377 to 3403 and encodes 1008 amino acids. Gene Ontology annotation, cellular component: membrane. The transcript is spliced from 15 exons. Gene Ontology annotation, biological process: proton transmembrane transport; intracellular sodium ion homeostasis; sodium ion export across plasma membrane. NCBI's taxonomy places the organism in Eukaryota, Metazoa, Arthropoda, Insecta, Coleoptera, Coccinellidae. Gene Ontology annotation, molecular function: ATP binding; ATP hydrolysis activity; P-type sodium:potassium-exchanging transporter activity. The record is from RefSeq and is a predicted model, not a curated record.
GACGCGAUCGAUAAAAUUCCCACCUUUCUCCCGGUUCGAUAAAAUAUCAGAGAUGGUUCAGGGCAAUCGAAAACGCGGCCGACAACUGGAAGCGUCAAUAAAAUUCGACGGUUUCCGUUUGGUCUUCAUCCCGCGCGUUUAUUUCGGACAUCGUCACUAUUUUUAAAAGUAAAACAUCCAAUACUUGAGUUAUUUAUGCUAACCCACUUUUGAGUUUCGUCGAAACGGAGGAGGCUCUGGAGCCAGUUCGUUGCAGUUUGGGGAGGCAGCAGUUACUUGAUUUUCGCGGGCGUGUUCGAGAUGUCGAUUUCCUGAGGCGCGUCCGUCCACUUCCGUGCAUACUUUCGUGAAUUGUUGUGAGUUGGAACUGUGCGAAAUGCCGCUCUUCAAGAAGAACAGACCGCGGUCCAAGUCGCUGACGAGGAAGGAGAUCUCUUUGGCCAGGCUCGAGAAUUUCCGAAAGGACGUUAUCACAGACUACCACACUGUACCUCUCGGCGAACUCUGUAGGAGACUGAACACAGAUAGACAAAAUGGGCUCACUGCGAAACAAGCAGCGGAUGUAUUACAGAAAACAGGACCAAACACUCUUACUCCCUCGCAUAAGACACCAGAAUAUAUUAAAUUCAUCAGAACCAUCACACAUGGAUUUUCCCUCUUAUUGUGGAUUGGAGCAUUCCUCUGCUUUGCGGCGUUUUCGAUAAGAAAACUAACAACACAUGAAUUCGACACAGAUAACUUGAUCCUAGGCUGUGUGUUAGUUACUGUAGUUGUAGUCACUGGUGUCUUCAUGUACUUUCAGGAGCACAAGAGUCAAAAGAUCAUGGAAUCUUUCGCAAAUAUGGUCCCACCCAAGGCCACCGUCAUAAGAGGUGGUGAAACGAUGUCAAUAGUCUCAAGAGAAAUAGUAGUAGGUGACUUGGUGGAUAUGAAAUUUGGGGAUCGCAUACCGGCAGAUAUACGAAUCAUACAAAGCCAGGGAUUUAAGGUGGAUAAUUCGGCAUUAACAGGUGAAUCUGAGCCGCAAUACCGUAGCACUGAAUGCACCAGCGAUGAUCUACUGGAGACGAAAAAUUUCGCGUUUUUCUCCACGAAUGCAGUUGAGGGCACUGCGAAAGGUAUCGUAGUUGCCUGUGGAGAUAACACGGUUAUGGGGCGUAUCGCAGGACUUACAGCUAGAUUGCAACCUAACAAAACACCAAUUGCUAAAGAACUGGAGCAUUUCAUGAAGAUCAUCAGCUGUUGGGCAUGUCUCCUUGGCUUCGUCUUCGGAGGAGCAGCUUUGGCUAUGAAUUAUUCCUGGAUUGAAGCAUCCCUUUUUCUCAUAGGCAUAAUCGUAGCCAAUGUGCCCGAAGGAUUGCUGGCAACUGUGACAGUUUGCCUUUCCGUGACAGCAAAGAGAAUGGCAGGAAGAAACUGCUUGGUGAAAAACCUGGAGGCUGUCGAAACUUUGGGAUCUACAUCGGUGAUUUGUUCGGACAAAACCGGUACGUUGACCCAGAAUAAAAUGACAGUGUGUCAUUUUUGGUGCGACAACAUAACGAACAAUGCCGAUAUCAGUGUGCAACAGAACGCGGCUGAAAACUACAAGAACAGCGAAGCCUUCAAACACUUGAUGAGAUGCGCAACACUUUGCAAUCGAGCAGAAUUCGUUAAUGGUCAAGAUGGCGAACCCAUCGCCUCUAGAGCAGUUCGCGGCGACGCCUCAGAGGAAGCCAUAUUGAAAUUCGUUGAACUUUCCCAUAUCCAUGGAUCCCCAGCUGAAUUCAGAAAGAAGCAUCCCAAACUAUUAGAAAUUCCAUUCAGUUCAACCACUAAAUAUCAGAUAAGUAUUCAUGUGAUGGAGGGUAGAUGCCUCAUGGUCAUGAAGGGCGCACCAGAACGCAUUUUGGCAAGAUGCUCCAAGAUAUUCAUAGACGGCACCACGAAAGAUAUGACCGAAAAUCACAGGCUUCAAUGCGACAACGCCUGCAUACAAUUGGCCGAAAAGGGGGAAAGAGUCUUGGGUUUCUGCGAUCUCUUGCUAGACGAACAGUACACUCCAGACUACAAGUUCUGUGCUGAGCCAGCGAAUUUUCCGAGGAAAAAUCUACGUUUCGUGGGAUUCAUGGCACUCAUAGACCCGCCGAGGCCGCAAGUACCCGACGCGGUCGACAGAUGUCGGAUGGCUGGUAUAAGGGUUGUCAUGGUGACCGGAGAUCAUCCAAUAACCGCCAAAGCAAUAGCGAAGGAAGUGGGCAUCAUCAAAAGCAAAGAAUCGCUAGAUGUGUCCAACGUUGGUGUCAUAGAAACGAUACCGCCUCAGUUGAAAGACACAGCCAUCGUAAUCCAUGGUACGGCGCUAAGAGAUAUGACUAACCAGGAGUUGGAUCACAUUCUACGCAACUUCAAGGAGAUUGUGUUCGCCAGGACAUCUCCCACGCAGAAGCUGCAAAUAGUUGAGGGUUUUCAGAGGUUAGGAAAGAUUGUGGCGGUAACUGGAGAUGGUGUUAACGACGCCCCAGCGCUGAAGAAAGCGGACAUUGGUAUCGCCAUGGGUAUCAGUGGUACUGAGGUGUCCAAGCAAUCUGCAGAUAUGAUACUGCUGGACGAUAACUUCGCCUCCAUAAUAACCGGGGUGGAGGAGGGACGAAGAAUAUUUGACAACUUGAAGAAAUCCAUUGCGUACACGCUGGCCUCAAACGUCCCAGAGAUUUUACCAUUCUUAGCAUUCGUUAUUCUCAACAUUCCACUGCCAUUAGGUAUCAUGGCCAUUCUUUGCAUAGAUCUCCUCACAGACAUGUUGCCAGCAAUCAGCUUAGCCUAUGAAGACGCAGAGAGCGAUAUAAUGUCUCGGCCGCCUAGAGAUCCUGAAGUGGAUAAACUUGUCACGCCGAAGCUCUACUUCCUUGCUUACGGUCACAUAGGAAUGGUUGAGGCUGCUUGUGGGUUCUUCAUCUACUUCAUGAUCAUGGCUGAGCAUGGAUUCAGACCUACAGAUCUAUUCAAUCUUAGGGAAGCAUGGGAUUCCCCACAUAUAAACGAUCUCAUGGAUUCUUACGGACAAGAGUGGUCAUUUGAAAGCAGAAAAACUCUGGAAUACACCUGUUACACUGCAUUUAUGAUCUCUGUGGUGGUUACCCAAUGGGCUGACCUAUUGGUGUGUAAAACAAGAAUAAACUCAAUUGUUGAACAAGGGAUGAAUAACGUAAUAUUGAACAUCAGUUUGGUGGUUGAAACAGUUGUUGCAUGUAUGCUCUCUUAUCUACCACUGAUGAAUUAUUUGAAAUUUUACCCUGUUAUGUUCAGAUGGUGGUUAUACUGCAUACCAUUUGCCAUUUUCAUUGUUAUAUUUGAUGAAUUCCGAAAAUGGCGCAUGAGGAGAAAUAUGGAUGGUUACUUCCAUGAAACCACCUACUAUUAGUAGAUAUCAGAAAGUAAACAAAGCACAUGUUUUCCUGAGUAUUUUUUAUGUAGGGCAGCAAUUGAGAGGAGUUGGGAGCUUUGGCAGUGGAGAUUUAUGGAUGUUCAACACAAUAGAUGGAAAUACAACAGAUGAAUAUAAAUAUUUAAUAUCAGAUAGAAAAAACCACUACAGAAGAGAAUUUAUUCACACAAUGAAUCACUAGUAUGUUUAUAUUACAAUAAAACUAUAAAUAUUU